Molecule: messenger RNA, 1698 nt
Organism: Rotaria socialis
Lineage: Eukaryota; Metazoa; Rotifera; Eurotatoria; Philodinida; Philodinidae
Source: the annotation of a GenBank genome assembly
AUGCUACGCGGUUUUUCACAUAAAGGAAAUUAUAGGAAAGUGGCUCAAGUGUCAUUUCAAAUAUGUCAACAAUUAGUCAAAAGACAAAGAUUUCACUCGAAUGUAGCUUUGACCUUAGCUGGAUUACAGUGUUCCAAUGACACUGAUGACGCUCAUUGCCAAUUAUGUGGUAUUCAGGUGUCGACAUCAAAACUGGACACGGAACCAAUGGAUAUUCAUGCUAAACGAAGUCCAACUUGUCCAUUUGUGCUAUCACGAGUAUCUCACAAAAAAACGAACGAUGCUUGUGAAUCAGUACCAAGCCAUGAAAUCAACAAAAAUACUGUUGACAAACAAAGCUACACACUAUGCGAAGUCGAGAUCACAAAACAAGUACGACAACGUACUUUUUCACAUUGGCCUCAUCAAUUAUCACCUACUAGUUCAGAAAUGAUCGAAGCCGGAUUUUUCAGUUGUAAUAUUAGCGAUCGUGUCAUUUGCAUUUAUUGUAAUAUUAUCUGUCAGCAAUGGACUCAAAAUAGUCAUACACCAUGUGAAAUUCAUAGAACACUUUCGCCCAAGUGUCCUUAUGUUAUUGCUAUGUUAGCUCGUCCUCAAACAGCAGCUAUUUUAGUCAUCAACGAACAGCGUGGUACUGAUCAAUCACUAGCCUCCAGUAGAGCAGAUCUCCUUCGAUCGAAUCCCAUAGUUCAUGUGAAGGCUUGCAAUUCACCUUACAUGGAAAUCACACAACGACAUGCAUCGUUUGAAACUUGGUCGAAUACAGAUUCACCAUCUGUAGACGAUCUAGUGAGAGCUGGAUUCUUUUAUACUGGUAAUGCAAAUAUUGUGACUUGUUUCUAUUGUAAUGAAUCUCUUCAAAACUGGGGUCCGAAUGACAAUCCCACAAUUGAGCAUGCACGCUGGUUUCCAUGCUGUGCCUAUGCAGAACAGUUGUGUGGUGUUGAGUUGUAUCGAAAGAUUCGAGAGUCCACACGAAUUCAGCAAGAGAAAGCGAGAGCGAAUGAUGCAACCAAUGGGUCAUCAAUGAAUUCUCUAAACUCAAGCAAACAAUGUUUGUUGAUACCAGAUGAGAGUACUUUGCCACGGCUCGUCGCUGCACGCCUCGAUUUGCCGAUAUCACAAAGGCUUCUAAAUCAAAAUUUCAAACUGUCAAUUAUCAAAAGAUGUUGGGAAGACCAACUUCGAUUGAAACAUGAAGAUUUUAUGAGUGAUAGUGAUCUAUUAAUGGCUUGUAUAAUUCUUCAAAAACAAAUAAAACAUAUAGGUGGCAAGAAGGAAAACAUACUCGUACCAUGCAUAGUUAUGGAAAAGAUUCGAGAGGCAGAGCAACUAGAAGCUCAUGCGCAUAAAAAACCAGCAUCACAGCGAUUUUGUAGUAAUCCAUCAGCCAAAAGUGAUGUUGAAAUACCAACCUCAUCAUCAGAAUCAAUUCGAAAAAAUGUCAAUUCUGGAUUUUUCAAUCCGAUUAAAGAGGACCCACAAGAGAAUAAAUCUCAAGAAAAUGGUCACUCUAAUCGUAGCCAGGAAAAUAAUCAAACAUCGGUUAAUCUGUGCGUGUUGUGCUUAGAGGAAGCAAGAUGUCUUGCAAGCAUGCCAUGCGGUCACCUAUCUACAUGUGUGCCUUGCGGUCAUUCUCUGCGCUCUUGCCCUAUUUGCCGUCAUGUCAUUGAAGGUUACAUGCGAAUAUAUCUUUGA